This is a messenger RNA of Phyllostomus hastatus (greater spear-nosed bat), 1047 nucleotides long. RefSeq names its product fibronectin type III and ankyrin repeat domains 1 (gene FANK1). The coding region runs from base 1 to 1047 and encodes 348 amino acids. The transcript is spliced from 11 exons. The record is from RefSeq and is a predicted model, not a curated record. Gene Ontology annotation, molecular function: protein binding. Lineage: Eukaryota; Metazoa; Chordata; Mammalia; Chiroptera; Phyllostomidae. Gene Ontology annotation, biological process: regulation of apoptotic process. Gene Ontology annotation, cellular component: nucleus.
AUGGAGCCUCGCAGAGCCACGCCGUCCCUGAGGCCUCACCCGCCCGUGGUGGGCAAGGUGACGCACCACAGCAUCGAGCUGUACUGGGACCCGGAGCAGUGGGCGCCACGCCGAGGGCCUCAGGAGCAGUGGUCCCGCUUCUCCAUCGAGGAGGAAGACCCCAAGAUGCACACCUAUGGUGUCAUUUACACGGGAUACGCCACGAAGCACGUCGUGGAAGGCCUGGAGCCCCGGACCCUGUACCGGUUUCGGCUGAAGGUGACCAGCCCCUCCGGCGACUAUGAGUACAGCCCAGCGGUCUCAGUGUCGACGACCAGAGAACCCGUGAGCAGCGAGUACUUCCAUCGGGCGGUCAACAUGAAUGACGAGGAUCUGCUGGUUCGCAUGCUCCAAGGAGGCAACGUGAAGGUGGAUGUCCCCAAUAAGCUGGGCUUCACGGCGCUGAUGGUGGCGGCGCAGAAAGGGUACACCAGGCUCGUGAAACUCCUCAUUUCCAAUGGCACGGACGUGAACCUGAGGAACGGGAGUGGCAAGGACAGCCUGAUGCUGGCCUGCUACGCAGGGCACCUGGAAGUUGUGAAGUGUCUCCGGAGACACGGCGCCUCUUGGAAGGCCAGAGACCUGGGGGGCUGCACGGCUCUGCACUGGGCCGCAGACGGGGGUCACUGCGGCGUGAUCGAGUGGAUGAUCAGGGACGGCUGCGAGGUGGACGCUGUGGACACUGGCUCCGGCUGGACCCCCCUCAUGAGAGUGUCCGCCGUCUCGGGCGACCAGCGGGUGGCCUCCCUGCUCAUCGAAGGUGGGGCGGACGUGAAUGUGAGGGACAAGGACGGGAAGACGCCGCUGAUGGUGGCCGUGCUGAACAAUCACGAGGAGUUGGUCCAGUUACUUCUAGACAAAGGGGCGGACGCGAGCGUGAAGAACGAGUUCGGCAAAGGCGUCCUGGAGAUGGCCAGGGUGUUUGACAGACAGAACGUCAUCUCCUUGCUGGAAGAAAGGAAGAAGCGGCAGAUGCCCAAGAAGCCAGCCGUCCGUUCCGUCCGCUGA